This is a messenger RNA of Penicillium cinerascens, 831 nucleotides long. RefSeq lists its product as uncharacterized. The record is from RefSeq and is a predicted model, not a curated record. Lineage: Eukaryota; Fungi; Ascomycota; Eurotiomycetes; Eurotiales; Aspergillaceae. The transcript has 2 exons. Bases 1 to 831 code for a protein of 276 amino acids.
AUGCUAGCCCCGAAUCUCCAACUGAACCCUCCAUUGCCGCCGAACCCACCCGUAGAGAAGACAACCACAUAUCGCGCGGAAGAAGCCCCCUCCUGCGGAGGUCAUGGGACCUUUGAGAUUCUCGAGGUAACUCGCUUCCUGGAACAUCAUGGGAUCGAGUGCUGCCUCGUCGGUGUUUCCGCGUUGAUCUUCUAUGGUGCCGGACGUGUCCGCAAUGAUUGGGAACUUUGUAUCCCCACCGAAAAAGUCAGCGAGGCUGUCUCAUUACUCAAAUCCGGCUCUCUGGCCGACAAAAUACAUCCUAUGGCUCCUCAUCCGAUCCCUCAGCCUUCAUCAUUACACCACACAUACCAUCGAUUCAAAGGGAGGGGCAUUCACUUCUACUUCCUUAUUGUUCCUUCUCAUGAUGCCCACAUCCCUUGCGCUCCAUUUCGCAUCCGACGAAGCUUAAAUGGACUUCCUUAUCCGACAUUACCGGUCUUGCUGCAGAGUUUCCUGGACAUGAACAACGACGUGGCGCUAUGCGACUGUAUCGACGGGUCAAACGUUUCAGAGCGGUGGGGCUUCGAGAAUCUAGAUCUUGACGGGUCCAACGAUCUAGAGUGGACGAAGAGGAUGAACGACAAAGCUGCACAAGCUGCUAGGGGGAAAGGGUGGCUAUUCAUCCAAUACUUUCCGACACAGACCAUCAGCCGACGGGAGAAGUGGCAAAACAGAGUCCGGAGCAAGAAAGGACGACUUGGAUGGACCACGCCAGAAGAUCUUUUCGAAACUCGCUUCCGUUUGAAAGGCUCCCCGGAUCCGUGGACUCAAAAACUCAUAUCAUGUUAA